UCAGAGAAUCUGACCCAAACAAGUGAAAAAAACAAAAAUUGUAUUGGAAUUGGAUUAUCCUCAAGGUUGAAGCUUUCGUUGACUUCAGUUUUGAACGAUUUAAUCCAAUCCAAAGCCAUCGAAAUUUAAUGCAGAGACACAGAUUAGUGUUCAGAGGAAGGAGGAGAGAGAGAGACACGCACAGAGAGCAUGGAAGUUGAUUCCUCUGGUCCUCCCAUCUUCCACUCCUCUGGUUUGGGGGUUUUCUUGUUUUGUUUCUUCUGUCUAACUAAUUACUUUCAGAGUUGAAUAUUCCUUUCUUUCUUUGCUCAAAUUCCACAUGUGCCCUCCUGAUUUGAGAUUCUUUUACGCCUGACAUGGGCUGCCCUAAAGUUGCAUCGUCAUCUUACCUGCUUCGACUUUCUACUGUUCGUUUAUUGACGCAUGACCCUUAGGAUACUCGGAUCUCGCCAUUUUCAUCGCUCUCUAAAUUUUGGCUUUCGAGACGUAUUCAUCAGCGCACGAAGAUGAGAACAAGGAAGAUCUUUGGGAUAUCUCUCUCCCUUAUUCUCAUCAACUUGGCUGCUAUUAUGGAACGUGCUGAUGAGAAUCUCCUUCCUUCUGUUUACAAAGAAGUCAGUGAAGCUUUCAGUGCUGGGCCUACAGAUCUUGGAUAUCUUACAUUCAUACGGAAUUUUGUCCAGGCACUGGCAUCACCUUUGGCUGGUAUAUUAGUUCUUUAUUAUGACCGCCCCACAGUUCUUGCGAUGGGCACUGUUUGCUGGGCCUUAUCCACUGCUGCAGUAGGUGCCAGCCAGCAUUUUCUGCAGGUUGCUUUCUGGAGGGCCAUAAAUGGUAUUGGGCUGGCCAUUGUUAUACCAGCACUACAGUCCUUCAUAGCUGAUAGCUAUCUGGAUGGUGUUCGAGGGAGGGGGUUUGGGUUGCUAAACCUUGUUGGUUCUGUGGGUGGAAUAGGAGGUGGUGUCGUGGCAACAGUUAUGGCUGGUCAGGAAUAUUGGGGAAUACCGGGAUGGCGUUGUGCGUUUAUUAUGAUGGCAUUAUUGAGUUCACUGAUUGGGUUCCUGGUCUUUCUGUUUGUUGUUGACCCAGGGAGAACACAUACUGUCACUAUUGAGGCCGGGGACAUGUCUGAGAGGAACAUGUUGAUACCAAAGCCCAGUUCACUGUCAGUUUGGAUGGAUUCCUGGACAGCUAUGAAAUCUGUUACGAAAGUUCAUACAUUUCAGGUUAUUGUCUUGCAGGGUAUCGUUGGUUCUUUACCAUGGACUGCCAUGGUUUUCUUCACAAUGUGGUUUGAAUUAAUUGGUUUUGAUCAUAGUGAGUCAGCAACCCUUAUCGGCCUUUUUGCAAUUGGAUGUGCUAUAGGGAGCCUUCUUGGUGGAUUAAUAGCGGAUCGUAUGUCUCACCUCUACGCAAACUCUGGCCGCAUCAUGUGUGCCCAGUUCAGCGCUUUCAUGGGAAUCCCAUUCUCAUGGUUCCUCCUGAUGGUGAUCCCACAGUCAGUAAGCAGCUGGCUCACCUUUGCCACUACCCUUUUCCUUAUGGGCCUCACCAUCAGCUGGUGUGCAAAUUGUGCAAAUAAUCCCAUGUUUGCUGAGGUGGUCCCUGCAAAGCAUCGGACCAUGAUAUAUGCAUUUGAUCGUGCCUUUGAAGGAUCAUUCUCUUCAUUUGCAGCCCCUAUUGUCGGAAUGCUUUCGGAGAAGGUUUAUGGUUAUGACCCAAAAUCUGUAAAUCUAGUGUCAGGGUCAGCCAAGGAGGCCUUUGCCCUCUCGAGGGGACUUUUCUCAAUGAUGGCAGUUCCCUUUGGUAUGUGCUGCUUAUUUUAUACCCCAUUGUAUCUGACUUUUGGGCGGGACCGUGAUUCUGCUCGACAUGUAAACUUGAAAGAGCAAGAGAUGAUAUGAUGUUUCAGUUAAUCUCUAUGCUAUUCAUGUCGACAGUUUGGAACUCAUCAACUGACAUGGCAGCAUGAAGAUGUGAUCUUACUUUGUGAACCAAGGAAUUGAAGCAAUGCAAAUGCAAGUCCCUUCACAGUAUCUGUUGCAUCAACAAAGAUUUUGCUGCAGAUAUCUUGGUAUUCAAUGCCACGUAUUGGUACCUUGUGGAAUGUGAAUUCUCUUUUUCAUUUCAUGGCAAAAGUGAGCAUUGUAAAUGCAGAAAUUAAGAUUCACUGUAAAUUCAUACUCUAUUAUAUUUUAAUUGUUUGAAACUGAAGGUUUCUUUUGCUA
This is a messenger RNA of Macadamia integrifolia, 2228 nucleotides long. RefSeq names its product multidrug resistance protein 2-like. NCBI's taxonomy places the organism in Eukaryota, Viridiplantae, Streptophyta, Magnoliopsida, Proteales, Proteaceae. Gene Ontology annotation, cellular component: membrane. Gene Ontology annotation, molecular function: transmembrane transporter activity. The transcript has 4 exons. Gene Ontology annotation, biological process: transmembrane transport. The record is from RefSeq and is a predicted model, not a curated record. Bases 507 to 1904 code for a protein of 465 amino acids.